Molecule: messenger RNA, 971 nt
Organism: Branchiostoma belcheri (Belcher's lancelet)
Lineage: Eukaryota; Metazoa; Chordata; Leptocardii; Amphioxiformes; Branchiostomatidae
Product: thiosulfate sulfurtransferase/rhodanese-like domain-containing protein 1
Exons: 4
Coding region: 121-477 (118 amino acids)
Cellular component (GO): mitochondrion
Molecular function (GO): thiosulfate-cyanide sulfurtransferase activity
Source: RefSeq, a predicted model, not a curated record
UCAGGAAAAGUGCUGUAUCACAGUGAUAGACAUACAUGCCGACGGGUUCGUAUAGUAUAAGGAAUCUUUAACUGGAUUUAGCUACAUGUACUAAGAACUUGUGGUGGUUAGAACAGCAAAAUGCAAUCUGCAGGUGAAGUGACGUUUUCUGAGCUGAAGGAGGGUCUGACCUCAGGUGACCUGCAAGUGUUCGACGUGUGGCGGCCGGAGGAACUGCAGCAGGACGGGCGGAUGGUCGGAUCCACCAACAUCCCACUGGAUGAGCUGGAAGCGGCGUUACUGAUGUCUGACGGAGAGUUUCAGGAGCAGUACGGGGUCAGGAAGCCGCAGAAGGAAGACGAGAACAUCGUGUUGACGUGCAGGUCCGGCAGACGGACUAAACUGGCGCUGCCGAUCGUACACAGACUCGGAUACACUCGGGCCAGAAUAUAUGCUGGUGGAAUCAUAGAGUGGAAGAAACAUCACGGAGUCAACUAGUCUAGAGGGAGAAGUAUUCCGUUGGAAAGGCCGUUGAAGGACAGUGAAGUCAACCCGAAAGAAAUUCUCCCAAAAUGUCUGACUAUGAAAUGAUCAACAGAAGUGAUCGGAAACGUUUUACAGUAGUAGAAUUGGUUUGUUUUACUGUUUUAUUCAUUAUAGUUUUGAAUUCUCAAUUGAAUGUGAAUUCUGUCAUCUUGGUCUUAUCCUGAGCAUAUUCGUUUCAAAAAGACCAUCAUUGCAACAUAUAAUUUAUUGUUUCACUUUUGUAAAAAGAAAACAUCAAUGACAACCCAAAUUAUUUAACUGUAUUGCAACAACAUUUUUUCAUCAUUUAAGUUUACAAAUCUUUUGGUCUCCUUUCCUUCAUUCUGGCUAAUGACUAUCAGUUAAAACACAUGACAAUAAAUUGACUCAUAGAAACAAAUGCUAAAAUAACAAAUAAGUAAAACAGGAAAAGUAAUAACUUUACAACAAGAUAUACCCGUUCAAUU